AUGUCCAACGUGCAGAGGCAGCUGGUAAGAAGUCCAAGGAAGCUUUCAUCCAAGAUCGCUUUUGGCUCUUCUGAGGAGCUGUUCUUUGAGCCAAUCAAGAAGCUGAAGCUGAAGAUUAUGGAUGCCUCAAACAAAACCGUCAAGCUCACUGCCUCCCAAGGAAAGGUAUUGCAGUACCGUGAACAAAGUGACCUCGCCUUCAUGCUGCUCAUCGAGUCACAGAACCUUGAUGAACCCCUCAACCUUGACGAGCUGAUGCGGUACUCACUCUUCCCAGUUCCUCACAGCCUAGGCACAGCUGAUGGGUUCUUCAAUAAGAACCACAAGGCUGCAAUGCUUCACUACUUCACGGAAGAUGCUUCUGAAGAUGUCCCUUAUCCAAAGGAAGCUUUCUACAUCCAGGAUGGCAAUGCACUCUUCCAUGCCUUGAUGAACCUCCCACCAACGUUCAAAAGAAUUUGUCUCCAGUCCCUUGACCAUAUGGUGGCAAAGAACCAUUUUGUCUUCUCAACGGACUCCUACCAUGAUGAUUCUGUUAAGGCUCAGGAGAGAUUGCGUCGUGGCGUGUCCAAGCGGUACAUAGGUUGUCCUGCAACAAGGCAGCCGACUGACUUCAAACUCUUCCUGGCAAAUGAUGAGAACAAGACACAACUCUGUAAACUACUAGAGGUGUGGGGCAGCAAAACCUCUGCAUCACGGCUGGAGAAAUGUGGAACAGCAGUGGUAGUUGUUGAAGGCAAAGCAUAUCAGCUUAAGUCAUCUGGUGGUAAUGUGAGUAUAUUGACAUGUAUAAUUCACCUGUUAGCCUUUCUCACUAUUCCUUUUUCAUUAUAA
Molecule: messenger RNA, 834 nt
Organism: Gadus chalcogrammus (walleye pollock)
Lineage: Eukaryota; Metazoa; Chordata; Actinopteri; Gadiformes; Gadidae
Exons: 2
Coding region: 1-834 (277 amino acids)
Source: RefSeq, a predicted model, not a curated record